UUACACAUAAUCCAGCGUGUUAUGAAAAGUAAAAGUCAGAAAUCUCGUUCCUAAUUGGCUGGUUUCUUCCUGACGCAAAAUGACGUCAGUGCCAGUCAUCCGAUCCGUCAUCCUCAGUUUUGAUGUGAAGGGGAAGUUGGGAGGAUUCGAGAGGAAGAUCUGGGAGCGGCCUUUUGCGAGAAGCACCUUUUGAUUUCAGUACAGGAGAUUGGCGUUUAGGGUCAUGGCAGGAAGAGGCGGAGCAACGAGACCUAAUGGGCCGAAUGCCGGCAACAAGAUCUGUCAGUUUAAACUAGUGCUUCUGGGAGAGUCUGCUGUGGGUAAAUCAAGUUUAGUCCUUCGCUUCGUAAAAGGACAAUUUCACGAGUUUCAAGAAAGCACAAUAGGAGCGGCCUUUUUGACUCAGACAGUAUGUUUGGAUGACACAACAGUGAAGUUUGAAAUCUGGGAUACGGCCGGCCAGGAGCGCUACCACAGUUUGGCCCCGAUGUACUACAGAGGAGCACAGGCGGCCAUAGUGGUGUAUGACAUCACAAAUGAAGAAUCGUUUACACGUGCAAAAAACUGGGUAAAGGAGCUUCAAAGACAAGCCAGUCCAAAUAUCGUAAUAGCUUUGGCUGGAAACAAGGCAGAUCUUGCCAACAAGAGAGCACUGGACUUUCAGGAUGCUCAGUCAUAUGCAGACGACAACAGUUUGCUUUUUAUGGAAACAUCGGCAAAGACUUCAAUGAAUGUGAAUGAGAUUUUUAUGGCCAUCGCAAAGAAGCUACCCAAAAAUGAGCCGCAGCCUGCUAGUGCCAACACGGGACGCACCAGAGGUGUGGAUCUAACAGAAACAGCACAGCCCGCGAAAGCUUCCUGCUGUAGCAACUGAAGGGCAGCGCUCCUCACCUCCUAACAGCAUCACAUCUGGACAUGGGGCUCCUCCUUCCAAACCUCGCUCCUCGGAUUAGCUAAAGACUCUGUAUAGCUGUGUUUCUAAUACUUUUUUUACUUUUUAUUUUUAAGAAAAUAUGUAAAUCAGCCGUCUACCGGGUGCAUGUAUCACUACAAAGCUAAAUACACAUUUUAACUUACAUUCAGCCGGAGAACAAACCCGUUUGAGAGAGAGAGAGAGAGAGAGAGAGAGAGAGAGCGCAUGUGCUUGUAUGCGUCUGAUAUGGGAAAACGAGUGGCUGUGUGCAAACAGAUCUGAUGGUAUCAUUCUGAUCGAAUCUGCAGACGUUUUGUCUUUUCUGUGCAGAAUUAAACAGAAAUGCGUUAAACUGAGCUGCGAGUAAACGAACAUGCAAACGAAUGGGCAAAGAUUGUGUAUACAGAUUCCACAUGGGCCUGAUUAUCAAAUUGAAUCGGAUAGUAAAAGGGUUUUAAAGAAAACUGCAUUUACUGAACAUCGAGAUUCUCCAUCAACAGCGAAGUCUGAGUUGUUGACUUGAAUUUAGGAUGCAUCUGAUGUUCUCAUUUACAGUACAGCCUCUCCUAGCACUGUCUGAUCUUACCAUCUCCCAUGCUGCCAUUGUGUUUUUUGCCAUUGAGUUCGUAUGAGAUUAUGAAAAUAUUAGGCCUGUUGAUUUCUGGUUCAUCUUAUACUGAACUAGAUGUGGCUGGUUAAGUGGUCCAGCUUUAGGCGAUUCGAUCGGUGAACCCAUAAAGAACAAAUCAAGGCAGUCAGUGAAACCUGUUUAACCUGCUGUAUUACUUUCAUUAUUAUUCAUUUAGUCUGUAUUCCCACACUCUAAAAACGCUUGUGUUAAAAAUAAUACACAUCUAAAUGUGUUGUCUCUUAUUAGACACAUCUCUGUCUUAAUAUUGGAACAACACAUUUUGUCCCUUUUAUUUAUUUUAUUUUGACACAUAAUAUGUUCAAUAACAUGACACAAAGUGUAAAAAACGAACACAUCCUUUUUUAGAGUGCAUCUCUGCGUUUUUGCUUAUGCAUUGUACAAGCAAUGGUCAGGCCCAGAUGAAAUCUGUAAAGUCUGUAAAAUCAAUUAAAAUAGUAAAUUGCAUUAAAUGAAGCAAAGAGUAAUACAGUUAAAAAAAGUAAAAAAAUUAAAAGUUACCUGGUUGCCUUAAUAUUUUGAGUUAAUUAAACUUUUUUACACAAUUUUAUUGAGUUAACUAAUAUUUUUAAGUUGAAUUAACUGAAAAUUGAGGCAACCAGGUAACUUACUUUUUGAAGUUGAACCAACAAAUCUUUUCAACUCAUUCCCCACCAGCCAUUUUUUGAAAAGUUGCCCGCCAGCAUUUUUGUGAUUUUCACAAAAUGCCUUCCAGGAAAAUGUUCAUCUAAAUAUAUAUAAACAUACAAAUAUAUCAAAUGAAUGAACAGACCGGCUGCAAACAAAAACGUUUCAUCUUUUCUAUAUUUUUCUCUGCUUAUAAACCCUUAAAAUUUUUUUUUUUUUUAGCAAAAAGCUAAAAUAAUAGCAUUUUUUGUGAAGGAAUUUUGUUAGAGAUCAGAUUCAGAAUGAUUAUCAAAACAUACACAAAAUUAAAAAUGAGUAAAUAACGUUUUGGCUUCAUUUUAUAAAAUAAAUUGAGUAGCUGCAGUAGCAUUGCAGAUCAACAUAAAACUCAUCACAAACUUUUUUUAUGCAAAUGUUUUCUUUUAAUUGAGAUAACUCGUUAAUGGCGGGGAAAGAGUUAACAGUGUGGUAAUAAAUUAGCCAAAAUAAUCAUUCAGAUGUACAAGUAAACAUGCAGUGACUCUAUUGUCUCUAUUUGUUUUUUUCUUAAUGUGUGUAAUUAAAAAAAACAAAUCAAAUUCUUUAUAGAUAUGUACUUAUGUAAAAUAUAAAGCAACUUUUUCUUCUGGUUGACAUUACAGAUUAUUUUGUCAAUCCCACACUGUGAAAAAUGCAGCAUUUUUGUCAAAUCAACAUGUAUGUGUGUGUUACCUUAACGAAUUAAGUUAAACAAUUUCAACUUGUUUUUAUACGUUAUGUCAACUUAUCACAGGUCAAAAUUUAAAAUAGAUGGUUGACUUGCAAAACCAAGUUGUUUUAACUCCAUGCUGUAUUUUUUUUACGGUGCAGAUAAAAGUACCGCUUAGUUUUCUCACUGAAUAUCCUGUAUGACUCGGAUCCAAAAUAAAUUGGGUUGUGAACUGUGUUUUAUGUUGACUUUAUAAGCAGCAAAUUUCACGUGGGCCUGACAAUAAGUACAUUUUUUCAACAAAUCACAUAAAUACAACUUUAACAUGUCCAGGGAUUUUUCUUUGCAGUUUUUUUGUAAUCUUACUGAAAGUCAUGAGCAACCCGUGUCGCUGUCUGCAUUACUUGCAUCAGUGCUGAAUUUACAAAUGUUUUUGGAGGACUAAGGUGCAGGCAAAUUGAAAUGAUGUGUAAAGAUAUGUUGUACUAGUUAAAAGAGUAAACCUUUCAAAAUAAAAGACUCUGUGAGGGCUUUAGUGAUUACAUCAAUAACAUGUUUUAUCAUUAAACAUAAGAACAAAACUACUGCAUGUCUUGAAACAGCCAUUUUGAUUUGCCUGUGUAUUAAAGCUUUUGCCAUGACCGAGAGUCAUUUGCACACUGUACAGCUUCACGUAAAUCCUACUACCAAUUUUAAGUUUCUUUUCACAGAAUAUCAUGUUUAAAUGGUGGUCUUUUAAAUGUAUGUAGUGUUAUUAACAAAUGAACUUGACAUUUAGUCAUUGGUCUGUUAUGUAUCUUCUCUUGAAAUGCUCAAUGUUUUUAUUUCUAAGAAACUAUUGAAUUGCACAGUU
Misgurnus anguillicaudatus (oriental weatherfish) is the source of this 3730-nucleotide messenger RNA. The record is from RefSeq and is a predicted model, not a curated record. NCBI's taxonomy places the organism in Eukaryota, Metazoa, Chordata, Actinopteri, Cypriniformes, Cobitidae.